Messenger RNA from Dendroctonus ponderosae (mountain pine beetle), 1233 nucleotides. RefSeq lists its product as uncharacterized. The record is from RefSeq and is a predicted model, not a curated record. Lineage: Eukaryota; Metazoa; Arthropoda; Insecta; Coleoptera; Curculionidae. Bases 160 to 1083 code for a protein of 307 amino acids. The transcript is spliced from 12 exons. Gene Ontology annotation, biological process: sensory perception of smell. Gene Ontology annotation, molecular function: odorant binding.
GUAAUAAGCUGAAAAGGAAUUAUGGAACUAAAAAAAUUUAGCAACACAAAAAUAGAUGGAUUGUGAACGAUGAAAAAAGCAAGUGGAAAACCGACGCCGUUCAUUUAAAAUAGCAAAUCGUCCACUAAACUGCAAUUACAUGAUUUUUUUAACAUUUAAAUGAGUGGGUUGGUCCAGUUAAGUAUAAGGAUUAAAACUUUUUCCAACGUGAAGUUUCCGGUAUAUAUGACAGGAUUCCAACCCACCGGCUAUUGUUGCACACAGUUCCUGGUUGUUAAUAGUCUUAUUUUUUUAGUGAAAAUGAAGACUGCUUUGAAAGUUUUCUUAGUGGCGCUCGCUAUUCCAACUAUCAUGGGUAUGUCGGAUGAAAUGCAAGAACUAGCCAAUCAGUUGCAUACCACAUGCAUUGGAGAAACUGGAGCAGCCGAAGAUGCUAUUACAAACGCAAGAAAUGGAGACUUUUCCGAAGCAGACAGUUUCAAAUGCUACAUAAAGUGUCUUCUGUCCCAAAUGGCCAUAAUUGACGACAAUGAUGGAACUAUUGAUGUGGAUGCAAUGGUGGCAGUUUUACCUGAAGAAAUCCAAGAAGCCACUGAGCCAAUUAUUAGAAAGUGUGGAAGCAUCAUUGGCGCAAAUCCUUGCGACAGCGCCUGGCUUACUCAUAAGUGCUACUAUAAAGAAGGUCCAGAGAUAAAUCAUUGCAUAAUGCUUAUUCUGCCUGCCAUCCGGGCAUUGUCGGACGAAAUGAAAGAACUGGCCCAAAUGCUUCAUAACACGUGUGUAGCUGAAACAGGAGUAAAUGAAGAUUUUAUCCGGAAAGUGAAUGCCGAGAAAAUUUUUGCCGAUGACGAAAACCUGAAAUGCUACAUAAAGUGUCUCAUGGCCCAGAUGGCUUGCAUUGACGACGACGGAAUAAUAGAUGAAGAAGCAACCAUUGCAAUUCUUCCGGAAGAAUAUCAGGCUUUGGCUGCUCCAGUUAUUCGUGCUUGUGGCACCAAACACGGAGCAAAUCCCUGCGAAAAUGCCUGGUUGAGUCAUCGCUGCUAUGCAGAAAUGGAACCUAGCGCUUAUAUGUUAAUUUGAGCAAAAUUAAGGAUGUUCGGUGCUUCUAGCUAUUUAAGGAUGCUCUGUUAAGACCACACGUACCAAAGUACAUUUUAUAAGUUACAAAUAUAAUGCAUUUUUAUGGACAAGUUAUUGUAAUAAAGUCAAAUAAAGAUAUUACUUGAAAUA